Molecule: messenger RNA, 399 nt
Organism: Mandrillus leucophaeus (drill)
Lineage: Eukaryota; Metazoa; Chordata; Mammalia; Primates; Cercopithecidae
Product: olfactory receptor 52B2-like
Exons: 2
Coding region: 1-399 (132 amino acids)
Biological process (GO): G protein-coupled receptor signaling pathway
Cellular component (GO): membrane
Molecular function (GO): G protein-coupled receptor activity; olfactory receptor activity
Source: RefSeq, a predicted model, not a curated record
AUGGAAGCACAUUUUCACUGCUGGAUUGGCAUCCCUGUCUUCCUCCUGUUUGUCCUGACCCUGCUGGGGAACAGUGUAAUCAUUGUUACUGUCAAGUUAGAGCCAGGCCUUCAGCAGCCUAUGUAUUUUUUCCUUUGCAUGCUGGCAGUGAAUGACGUGGCCCUUGCCUCUUCCACAGCACCCAAAAUGCUUGGCAUCCUCUGGUUUGAUGCUCACAGGAUUGACUUUAAUAUCUGUCUCACACAACUAUAUUUUAUCUACACAUUUUGCGUUAUUGAGUCAGCCAUCCUUGUUGCCAUGGCUUUUGACCACUGUGUAGCUAUUUGCAUCCCACUGUGUUAUACAACCAUCCUGUCAACACCAAUGGUUGUUAAAAUAGGUUUAGUUGAUAUAAUCUGA